UAUUUGGUUCUUCGAAAGAAGUAACCGCAAGGCGCAAUCACUGCUGCUAAGUUGAGUCAUAAUUAGUUUUAUUUAAUGCUUUGUUAAGAGUAUUUAUCAGUAUGAAAUGAAAACUUUCUUAAUACUUUGCAAUACUAAUUUGCUUUUAGAGUACAAUUAUUAAUAUCAUUCCUACGUGUAACACUUCAAAGAGUGAUAAGCUUUUUAAAGUAUGUAUGUAUUCACUACAAUUAUUUUGCACAAGUAUACUAGUCAAAAGUAAUACAAAGUAUUACAUAAGGUGAUUAAGACACGUUAGAAGUUAUACGAAAAUAAAAACAGGGUAUUUGUAAAAUAUCAUACAACCAAAAACAUGAGCACAAAAUUUCUAUUUAUUGAAUCAAUGAAUAUUUUGAGUACGAUACCUCAAUAUCAUACGUUACUAGAAAUAUUCGUAAUUCUGUGGCUUAUUUGGUUUAUUAGUAAGAGAUAUUUCAGUCGAGAUAGAACAUUAACUGAAGAUGAAAUAGAAAGGAAACUUGCGGAAUGGAAUCCUGAACCUCUCAUAAAUAAUCCACAGAUGAAUCAUAUAUCUUUGAAUCCAAGAUGCAUAACAUCUAGAGCUGGUAAAAGAAUAGUGGUAGAUGGGAAAGAUUGCUUGAAUUUAGGUACACACAAUUACCUAGGUUUAACUGAAAAUAAUGAAAUAGAAAAGGAUGCAAUAGCAGCAAUAAGAAAGUAUGGAGUUGGUUCUUGUGGUCCACGUGGAUUUUAUGGUACUGUGGAUGUUCAUCUUGAAUUAGAAGAACGUUUAGCAGAUUAUACAGAUACAGAAGAAGCAGUUGUAUAUUCAUAUGGAUUUAGUACAAUUGCAUCUGCAAUUGCAGCUUAUUGUAAACGCAGGGAUCUUAUAUUUGUAGAUGAACAAGCAAAUUUUGCUAUACAGAAAGGAUUAGAUGCAACUAAGGCUAAUAUUACUUAUUUUAAACAUAAUGAUGUAAAUGAUCUUAGUAAUUUAUUGAUGAAACAAGCAAAAAUUGAUGAACAAAAUCUUAAAAAGGCAGCUAAAAUCAAACGCUUUCUAAUAGUUGAGGGUAUUUAUAUGAAUACUGGAAAUAUCUGUCCACUACCAGAAUUGGUUGCACUCUGUAGGCGAUAUAAAAUAAGGAUAUUUAUUGAUGAAUCAAUAUCAUUUGGAACCCUUGGUAAACAUGGGAAAGGUAUCACUGAACACUUUGAUGUUCCUAAAUGUGAAAUUGAUAUGAUUAUGGGUUCUCUGGAUUGGGCAAUGGGGUCUAUUGGAGGUUUCUGUGUAGGCACAUCAUUUAUUAUUGAACACCAACGCUUAUCUGGUCUUGGAUAUUGUUUUUCUGCAUCUUUACCACCUCUUUUAACAACUGCUGCUAUUACUUCUUUAAAUAUUAUGAAAAAUAAUCCACAGCUAUUUAGAUCAUUAAGAGAUAAUUGCAUAGCCAUAAAUGAGGGACUGCAAAAAAUUCAUUGCCUGGAAUGUUCAAGUUUCCCAGAAUCCCCAGUAAAACAUGUAUAUUUAAAGAAUAAGAAAGACCGCGCUACAGAAGAAAAAUUGCUUUCUAAAAUCUCUGAUAAAUGUAUUGAAAAUAAUUUAGCAGUCAUAACUCCUGCCUAUUUAGAAGCAGAGAAAAAUAUACCUAGGCCUAGUCUUAGGCUUUGUGUUUCUACACUUCUCAACAAAAGUGACAUUGAUUUUGCAGUGAAUGUAUUGAAAAACUGCGCUGAAGAAAUACUAUCAGUAUAAUUGAAAGUAAAAGAAAAAAUUUUAAACCAGUGUUUUAAAAUUAAUAUAUGUUUUACACAUGAAUUAUUUUUCUCUAUCAAUAUAUGAUUGAUUAUAUAUU
This is a messenger RNA of Bombus impatiens (common eastern bumble bee), 1856 nucleotides long. RefSeq names its product serine palmitoyltransferase 1 (gene Spt-I). Lineage: Eukaryota; Metazoa; Arthropoda; Insecta; Hymenoptera; Apidae. The record is from RefSeq and is a predicted model, not a curated record. The coding region runs from base 353 to 1756 and encodes 467 amino acids. Gene Ontology annotation, cellular component: endoplasmic reticulum. Gene Ontology annotation, molecular function: pyridoxal phosphate binding; serine C-palmitoyltransferase activity. Gene Ontology annotation, biological process: sphingosine biosynthetic process; ceramide biosynthetic process. The transcript has 2 exons.